ACAUCCAUAUGCACAACUUACAUGAGCGGCUGUAAAUUUCAAACGUGGGGAUUUUCAGUAACGCUUUCACGCUUCUCGCAUUACAAAACACUUUGUGAGGUUAAAAAAUUUGACAACCAUCAAACAAAUGAUGAAAUAAAACAAAAUUUUAAAUUUCUCCAAUUUAUUAAAUGAAGCCCGACUAAAAUGGAAAAAUCUAAGAAAUACAUCACAAUUUCCGUAGCGGCGUUUAUUUGUUACUGCAAUACACUCUGGGGCUCAUUCGUCUUCGACGACACCGAAGCAAUAGUCAAAAACAAAGAUGUGAUGCCUUACAUUCCACUAAACGAGAUAUUCCGAAACGACUUUUGGGGCAGCAAUAUCUCGCUUAACAGUAGUCACAAGUCCUAUAGACCUCUCACUAUUCUGUCUUAUAGACUGAACGUUUUAUAUUCCAAUAAUAAACUAGACGCAUUCCAAUUUCACGCAACCAAUGUGAUUCUUUACGGACUGUUAUGUUUACUCACCAUUCCCGUGUUUGAAUUGUUUCUCCGCAAAAAGAAAACUCAAAAAUCCGUUGACGACACUGCCUAUUUAUCAAGCUUGUUAUUCACAGUCCACCCCAUUCACACAGAGUGUGUCGCCGGACUCGUCGGCAGGGCCGAUAUUUUGUGCUCCAUUUUAUUCUUCAUUGUGAUAUUAUUGUAUGAUAAAGCAAUUAGCAAAAAAUCGUUUGUGUUACUUUGUAUCGUUGUGGUGACCACAGCGGCUGCUGUCUUAUGUAAAGAAACGGCGAUAACUGUUUUGGGCGUUUGUGUUGUUUAUGAUCUUUUUUUGUUGAAAAAACAAAGGAAAGAUUGGUGCGACAUAUUUAAUAUUUAUUUUUUUAUACGUACUGCGACUCUGGUUGUGACAGGAUUAGUCAUUUUGUUUUAUAGGUUUAAAAUUAUGAACUUCGAAGGCCCUACUUUUACGAGCAUCGAUAACCCAGCUGCGUAUGCCGACAAAGUUUUUAUUAGAAUAUUUUCCUACAACUAUAUUUAUUUUUUGAAUUUUUUGCUCUUGUUGUGGCCACAGUGGCUGUGUUUUGACUGGUCUAUGGGGUGCAUACCUUUGAUUGAAAGAAUCUCGGAUAAAAGAAUACUGAUCGUCUUGAUUUUCUGGAUAAUUACCCUCAUAUCUGUGCAUCAUUUGGCUAAAAAAGUCGUCGAAAACAGAUUCUUGGACGCUAAAACCAUGGCACUUGGUUUAAUAAUUUUCCCAUUUUUACCAGCUUCAAAUUUAUUCCUGAAAGUGGGGUUUGUGAUAGCUGAACGUACUCUACUAUUACCUAGCGCUGGGUUUUGUCUACUGGUUGUGAUCGGUUUAAAAAAAAUCCAGUCUUUUGCUCCUAGUCACAAAACGACUGUAGUUGUGUUAUUUUACACAGUUUGUGUCAUUUUUACCCUUCGCUCAAUUCAACGAAACUUCGAAUGGCUGCGAGAGGAAACACUGUUCACUUCAGCUCUCAAUGUGUGUCCUCUCAAUGCCAAAGUGCACUACAACAUCGCCAAAAUAGCCGGCGACCAAAACAACAAAACUUUGGCUUUAUCCGAGUAUAAAAAAGCCCUCGAGCUCAACCCGAACUACGAACAGGCGAUGAACAACUUGGCCAACUUAUUGCGUGAAGACCGGAAGUUUGGCGAAGCCGAAGCCUUGCUCCGCAAAGCACUUGAUGUUAGUUGUAGGCCAAAUUUCGCGGCCGCUUGGAUGAAUCUGGGGAUAGUUUUGACGAAUUUAAAUCGGACCGAGGAGGCCGAGCAUUGCUACAAAACCGCGAUCAAGUUCAGGAAUAAAUACCCGGAUUGUUAUUACAACUUGGGCAAUUUGUAUUUGGACCAAAAGCGCAACGACGAGGCUCUGGACGCGUGGGAAAUGGCCGUACUUUACCGCCCUUCGCACGUGGCGGCUUGGAGCAACACCUUGGUGCUCCUGGACAGUAUGAGACAAUACGACAAAGUGCUAGAGUUGGGAAUUACCGCCCUUAUCCACAACCCGAAAUCCCCGGCCCUGCAUUUCAGUCUUGCCAACACGCUGGGGAAAAUCCAGCGGUUCGAAAAAGCCGAAAGUCAUUUUCUGGAAGCGAUCAAUUUGAAUCCAAACAACGCUCUCUACCACUCGAAUUUAGGGGUUUUAUAUCACAGAUGGGGUAAAGUUGAUAAGGCUCGUGAGAUGUAUAAAAAGGCACUUCAGAUUGAUCCCCAUAUGAAAACGACCGAACUGAAUCUUCGCAAAUUGGUGAAUGCUCAAGAUUGAGGCAGGCAAUAAAUACUUUUGUAUCUGAUUAACUUGUGUGGUACUGAACGAAUAAAGGAUUGAGAGUU
Tribolium castaneum (red flour beetle) is the source of this 2342-nucleotide messenger RNA. RefSeq names its product Transmembrane O-mannosyltransferase targeting cadherins 4 (gene Tmtc4). Gene Ontology annotation, cellular component: endoplasmic reticulum. The transcript is spliced from 10 exons. NCBI's taxonomy places the organism in Eukaryota, Metazoa, Arthropoda, Insecta, Coleoptera, Tenebrionidae. Bases 187 to 2274 code for a protein of 695 amino acids. Gene Ontology annotation, biological process: endoplasmic reticulum unfolded protein response; protein O-linked glycosylation via mannose. Gene Ontology annotation, molecular function: mannosyltransferase activity; protein binding. The record is from RefSeq and is a predicted model, not a curated record.